CUCGUCCGUCCUUCUCCUCGAGGGCGUUGUUCCCUACCUCCCCUCCGACUAAUCCUCCAACCUUUGUCUCAGUCUCGCCAACCAUGUCCACAGUCGCUCUUUCCGCUCUUUUGGCCGCCGCGGCCCUGUCUGGUGCGCAAGCCCAGACGACGACGUCUAUCGUCCCCCUCGUAGACCACACCUACGCCUACUCUAACCUCCCCUACCAAGUCGAGCCUACAGGUGACAUCCGUGGUAACCAGGAGGGUUACAACAUUUGUAACUCUACGACGGAGAACCAGGAGUCAUGGUGCCAGACUUUGGUCGUCAACACCAUUGACGACUUCUGCCUGUGGUCCUCGCCGACGCCCAACAACACCAUCGGCGAGUCGGAGGCAUACGAGGUCGCCUGGUGCUCGAAGAAGGGCCACGGUUCGCGUACCAUGCCCGAGGGCACCCUUCAGGGUGUGCAAUACCUUGUCACCUCCGCAUACAUCAUGAUCGUCGGUUUCGUCGACCAGACCCAGAUCAACCUUGCACCUAAUGACUAUGGAGGUGAGCUUGACCCCCACGGUGCUGACUUGCUCGGUAACCCUAUGGGUGCCAUGGUGUACUCCAACCAAUACCCCACUGGCAACACGAACAACAACUCCCUCUCCCAGGUGAUCGAAUGGACACAGUUCAUCGGGAGCGACACGUUCUGCAUCAAGAUUUGCAACCCCGACCAGACUGACGCCAACAACGUUGGUCUGUGCCAGAACAUCUACGACGAGGUUGGCAUUGGCUACAACUGCCCCAACGCUGCAAAGAACGGUACUUUCGAGGUCUGCGAUGCUGAGCCGAUGAGCCCCGUUGGCCAGUACGUUUCGAACGGUGUCACGACCACCUGGGUGCAGCCCUGGUCCGGUGUUGUCUCUGCUCCCUACACUCCCACCAUCCCCUCCUCAUCCAACUGCCGCACGUUCGCGUCGAGCGCUCUCUACACCGACAUUGUUGUGCCCACCAACGCUGCGUCGGGCAGUGGUGCGUCUGCUACCCCGGCGCCCACGGGCACCGGCCGCGGCGGCUCCUCCGCUGGUGCUACCCGCACUGGCUCUGCUGGCGGCGCGAGCGCGACUGGCGCAGAUGCAAACACGGGUGCUGCAGGUGCUCUUCGCGUGUCGGCGUUGGCGACCGUUGCUGGUGUCGCAUUCGCGGUGAUGUUCAUGGCGUAAGGUAGUAGUGGUACAUUGUGCUAGAUCUACUUACGAUAUCAUGAUUUGUUGUACUCCGUGGAGGGGUCACGACGAGCGUCUCGCGUAAUUCGAGUAGCAGAGGACAGUCGUUACGUUGUUUACCACGUUCCUCGUCCUCCCCUUUUGUUUCUGGGCUGUAGGAACGGACUACAGUUUACUUGGGUAAUUGAUGCGCUUGUUGGGUGCACUUAUCUGCCUAAUACCCUUGGAUUAUAAUACCAGUUUUUUUGUUGCAAUGUC
Messenger RNA from Postia placenta MAD-698-R-SB12, 1454 nucleotides. RefSeq lists its product as hypothetical. Lineage: Eukaryota; Fungi; Basidiomycota; Agaricomycetes; Polyporales; Adustoporiaceae. The record is from RefSeq and is a predicted model, not a curated record. The coding region runs from base 84 to 1193 and encodes 369 amino acids. The transcript is spliced from 5 exons.